This is a messenger RNA of Eremothecium cymbalariae DBVPG#7215, 1680 nucleotides long. RefSeq names its product glycolipid translocation protein (gene RFT1). Gene Ontology annotation, cellular component: endoplasmic reticulum membrane. NCBI's taxonomy places the organism in Eukaryota, Fungi, Ascomycota, Saccharomycetes, Saccharomycetales, Saccharomycetaceae. The coding region runs from base 1 to 1680 and encodes 559 amino acids. Gene Ontology annotation, biological process: dolichol-linked oligosaccharide biosynthetic process; glycolipid translocation. The record is from RefSeq and is a predicted model, not a curated record. The transcript has a single exon.
AUGGUAUCUACAAGUGAGAAAAUCUUAGAGAAGUCCACUAAGGGCGCUACGUUUCUUAUGCUUGGUCAAUUAUUCACCAAAGUUGUUACAUUCAUUUUGAAUACUUUGUUGGUAAGGUUUCUUUCUCCUAGAAUAUUUGGAAUAACGUCAUUUUUGGAGUUCUUAUCCUCUACUGUUUUAUUCUUCAGCAGAGAGGCUAUUAGGAUUGCAACGUUGAGGAUUAAUGGGUCCAAUGAGGGAGGUCACGAUGGUGAGGAUAAAGACUAUGUGGAUGAUCCGAAUGUGUUGCAAGCUGCUGUUAAUUUGGGAUAUAUACCUAUAUGCAUCGGUUUCCCCCUAGCACUUGUACUCAUGGCUUGGCAAUAUUCCAAUAUUAACGAAUAUUUCAUCGAGUUGCCGUUUUUCAGUUGGUCAAUAUUCUUUAUAUUUGUGGGGAUUCUGGCAGAAUUGUUCAGCGAGCCAUUGUACAUUGUGAACCAAUUUAUGCUCAAUUACAAGACCAGAUCUGAAAUAGAGGGUUUAUCAGUUGCAGCUUCUUGCAUUGUAAACUUUUGUAUUAUAUAUUGGUACGAAAAUUGGAUCAACGGUACCGGAGAGACAAUACAUGAUAAUUAUAAACAAGAGGGUAUUGCAAUAUUGGCUUUUUCGUUAGGUAAGGUUACAAGAGCUAUCACUGUGCUUUGCUUAUAUUACGUUGAUUAUUUGAGGCAUCAUGCAUUAAAAAAGCAGUUUUCAAUCUCUUUAACAAAGAUAAAGGUGUCAGAGGGGACAGGCUCUUAUUUAUUUCAAUCUGAAAUUGUUCAACAUUUCAAGAAAGUAUACUUCCAACUAUGUUUUAAACACUUACUCACUGAAGGUGAUAAGUUGAUUAUCAAUUCGCUGUGUACUAUUGAAGAGCAGGGUAUCUAUUCAUUGUUAUCCAAUUAUGGUUCAAUAAUUACUAGACUUCUGUUCGCUCCAAUAGAGGAGUCUUUGCGUUUAUUUCUAACCCGCCUUCUUUCUAAUAAGUCAACAAGCAAUUUACUUCUGUCCAUGGAUGUGCUUAUCAACUUGGUUAAGUUUUACGUUUACUUAACUAUAAUCAUUGUAAUAUUUGGCCCAACCAGUUCAUCUUUUCUAUUACAGUUUUUGAUCGGAUCUAAAUGGUCUAGCACAAGUGUUUUGGAAACUAUAAGCGUUUACUGCUUUUACCUCCCAUUUUUAUCUAUGAAUGGAAUACUUGAGGCCUUUUUCUCCAGUGUCGCAUCUGGUGACCAAAUAUUGCGCCAUUCAUACUUGAUGAUGCUUCUGUCGGGAGUCUUCCUACUGAACUGUUGGAUGUUCAUUGAUUAUUUCAACCUAUCUUUAGAUGGAUUGAUCUUAAGCAACAUGAUCAACAUGGCUCUAAGGAUCGUUUAUUGUGCAAUUUUUAUUAAUGGAUUCUAUAACAAAUUAUUUUCAGGUUCUAAAUCUCGAGGGUCUUUGGCGCUUAACUUUGGUAAUUUAAAAGCCAUCGGAUUUAUUUCGUUAGUAGUUGGAUUGUUCGCCUGGUGUAAAGUCGGUUAUGUUCAAAACUUUGAACAGUUAUUCAUAAAUAUUCUCCUUGCCGUGCUUCUGGUAGCCGCAAUGAUUUAUAAAGAGAGGGCCUUGUUAAUGAGUUUCAUUAAUAAGAAUAGAGAUAUUUCACUGAAAGAAAAUUAA